Messenger RNA from Anneissia japonica, 3033 nucleotides. RefSeq names its product CLK4-associating serine/arginine rich protein-like. NCBI's taxonomy places the organism in Eukaryota, Metazoa, Echinodermata, Crinoidea, Comatulida, Comatulidae. The coding region runs from base 131 to 1999 and encodes 622 amino acids. The transcript is spliced from 15 exons. The record is from RefSeq and is a predicted model, not a curated record.
AGAAAUCCAUCCAUCCACUCUUGCGGCCCGACCCGACCCACAUCACUUAGCAGCUAGCUGCCAACCGUUUGUAAGUUUUGCGAGGGUAGGCUAACGAAUUUCUUUAUUUUCUUUGCUGUAAUGAAUCAAGAUGUGGCACGAGGCAAGGAAGCAAGAGAAAAAGAUUCGUGGGAUGAUGGUUGAUUUCAAAAAGAGAGCAGAAAGAAGAAGGGAGUAUUAUGAAACAGUUAAACUAGACCCAGCUCAAUUUCUUCAAAUCCAUGGGCGUGUUUGUAAAAUUCAUCUUGAUCCAGCCAUCUACCAUGCAGCUGAGAGUCCUGCCACCAUGAUGCCAUGGCAAGGUCAAAAGAACAACAUGAUUGAUAGGUUUGAUGUGAGGGCGCAUCUGGAUAUCAUACCCGAGUACUCUGGUAUAGGUCAUCUAUUGUUGACACCAGAUGAGGAGAAAGAGGAACGUAAAUGUAACUAUGAGCGUUACAGGGUCUUAGUUCAAAGUGAUUAUUCAGGAAACUCAGAAGAACAAUGUCUUCAGCAAAUCUAUAUAGACGAGAUGUUCCCAGAAUUACAGAAUAAUAAAAUCGAAAAUGAAAAAUCAAAGUUGGUUGACAAGAAAGCAGCAAUUGGAUUUAGCUAUGAUGAUGCCCCACCUGCGGGGGGUGAAGGCAACAAAGAAGAGGAUGCAGAGGACAAUGAUGAUGAUGACGACGAUGAUUCAGAUGAUAGCCUUAGUGACUUGGAAAUAGAUACUGUAAAUUUAGAUGUUGAGGAACUUUUACCUGAACAAGAGGCAAAGGUUAACCAGGUUGGCGAAAAGUAUGGACUAGGUGCUAAUCAGUUUACUCAAUUGUUGAAAAAAGAGAAGGAAGAAGUUGAGGAUUUAAAGAAAGCGAAAGCAGAGGAGGAAGAAAGAGCAAUGUAUUCUGGACGCAAGUCAAGGAGAGAAAGAAGGGCAUAUAUUGAAAAACGUCUGCGGGAGAAAAAAAUGCCAAGUCCACCAAGCUAUGCCCGAAGGGAUAGUCCUACGUAUGAUCCGUAUCCCAGCUACAGACACAGGUCGUCUUCCGGUAGUCGCUCCAGCACGCCAGAGGACACUGGCAAAGUCACGUUCAUCACUAGCUUUGGCGAUGUUGAAGAUGCAGCCAAAAAAGAGGAAAAGAAGAAAUCAGUUAGCAAGGAAAAUUCAGACACGCACAGUAAAGUCUGGAAACGUUCCCGACAGUCAUCUUCAAGUUCAUCGUCUCCCUCACCUUCAAGAUCACGGGACAGGCGAAGGCGUUCUCGCUCUCGUUCACGCUCUCGUUCAAGAGAGCGUUCAAGAGAACGUGUUGGAAAGUACUUCCGGCAUAGAGGACGCUCUUCCAGUAGUAGUUCUAGUGAUCAUUCUCGACCUCGUGGGAAGCGCUUCUACGACAGACGACGUUCAAGGUCCCGGUCUCGUGGUAGAUAUAGCCGUUCACGAUCCCGCGAUCGUUCAUCACGGGCGUAUGGUUGUCGUGGAAGAUCCAGUUCGGACUCGAGUUCGUCUCGGUCACGAUCUAGAAGUUGGGAACCACCUAAGCCUGCUCAGGUUAUGAAACUUAAAAAAGAGACACCAAAAACCACUAGUCCAACUGGUUCUGCGGCCAAAACAAAACUUACAGCGAAGGAUAAAAUGAAGAUGAUGAUGCAGAGGGCUCUUAAUAAACAACAUAAAGUAGAUAAAAAGAAGGAAGUCAUAAGGAAAGAGGAAAAACUACAAGCUCAAAUUAACCGUGAAGAUGAUUUAAGGGAACGUGCUAGGCAGAUGCGGCGAAUCGAACGUGAACGACGGGAAAAGGAAUGGGAGGAGGAACACGGUCAUAACUUGCGGGAUUCUCCUGAUGACUCGUAUGAGAGGCGUAGAAGGUAUCGUGAUUCAAGAGGGUCUCCACCACCAAGACGGCGUUCCCGAUCUCGAUCUCAUUCACCGCGUCCUCAUCACCACCAUCAUCAUCACCAUCAUCAUCAUCAUCGCUACUGAAGCUCUAAUGCCAUUACCUUAUUUUUUCUUCUUUGUUUUAACCCUGGAGUAUUUGUAAUGUCAGGUGGUUAAGAAGUGGUGGGGGGUGGGGAGGCUCUUUCUGCAAUGAGAGAAAACUUUGAAGAUGUUUUGCUGAAACAUGUUUGGUUUAGGAUUUAUGAGAACAAUGUCUUUUAUAUUCAUUGAGGUUUGUAAGUAAACCAAGGAGGUACAAAAUACCUAAAUGGUGAAAAAAAAACAUGAACACAGUUAAUAUGUGUAGGUAACUGCUAAGUGAGAGUGAAUGAUUGAAUAAAUGUUUGUGGGUGUUUGUAUGGGUGAGUGGGUGAGGGUGUGUGUGCAUGCGUAUGAGACAGUUGACUGAAAAGCGGUGACUGUGUUUAUAGUGUGAGAUUUGUGUGACUAUCCACUUGAAUAAGAAAGGUGGAUUUGUGAAUAGUGUAAAUUUUUAAUGCGUAUAUGUGCACAUUUGUGUGUGGGAAUUGAAUAAGAAAGAACUGAGUGAGUUUUGGAAUAGAGUAUUGAACACCAGUGGUAAGUAAGUGUGUUUUUAAAAUGAAUUGGACAACUUUCCUUAGCCAUCUAAUUUUUACGGAGAGGUGUGUGGGAUGAUAUUAAUUUUUCUUAUUAACUAGUAGUCCAGAAGAGCUUUAAUAAUAUUAUGAAUUCAUUUUUUAAAAUUUUUACUUCCACAGUAAAUAAUUCUGAAAAUAUUAACAGUAUGUUGAAUGUACAGUAUUCUUAAUAUACAAUGCCUUCCCAUUUACUUUGGACGGACAUGGUGUAGGCCUAUAUUACUGUACACGAUUAAAUAUUGAUGAAAUUUACAAUGAUCGAUUGAUUAAUUAGAUUUAUUCCGAGUACAGUAAAUAAAACAUUAAAGACGCUAAAUAACAUGCAUACAUCGGUGCACCAACAAAUUGGAAGUUGUAUAUUUAAGGAAAUGUGAUAUUUUUUCUUUUACUGUCAUGAUCGCCGUGAUAGAAAUUGAAAAUAAAUGAUCUUAUCGAGGAUCAGUAAUACCAUAACAAAAA